AUCAAUUAAGGCGUGUCAUUUGAUUAGUUGUUAUGACUAAUAACUUCAAACUAAAUCCCAAGAUAGUACAACAUGCCAAACAAAUAUAUAUUCAUCUUGGACUUUCUGAAAAGCAACGUUCCUUGACCGACACCAACAAACUCCAUGAUCUACCGAUUGAAAUUCAAAAGAUGCACUUAUUAUUCUCCACUGACAUGCCGGAACUCACUAGAGUAGUACAUCAAUUCUUACAGUGGUCUCAACACGCAAAACAAAAAGGAACAUUGACAGACUUUAUCUCACAACUAGACAAGGCUUUGGCUGACUUGUGUGAAAAUCUUGUCGAUUGGGAUGACGACGACCUUUGUAUUGAUACUGAUGUCAACGAUGUUACUACUAUGGAUAACAGCAACAACACGAGCAACAACACUAGCAACACCAGCAACUGGACUGCCGUAAAACGACCUUUUGAAGAAGUGAAUCCUUCUUCAGAUUCUGUCAAGCAAUGCAAACAAAAACUACAUGGUGAUGAAUUCUCAGUAGUGAAUAUAAAUACCGAUCUUGGAAGCAACAGUCAUAGCCAUUCUAUAGCCACUUCAUCACCCACCACUUCAACACAAUCAACACCAUUCAAUACGCCUACGACACCAAAGAAUGAUCCUGAUCAUUUCGCCCAAAAGUUUCAAAAGCAGAUCCAGCAAGAAAAGGAAUCUUUUCCUGGUUACAAUAUUAUAUCUAGUCCGAUUCGAUCUUCUGGUAUACUAAAUAAAGCACCUUGGUUAUUUCAAUUUGAAUUGGCUCGAUUCAUGUCUCAUUGUCAAAUCCCCUGGAACGAUCUGAACCUGGAAACCACACAACACUUUAUAGAUGUCUCGCAAAAGACACCUUCACAACUUCACGACACUAUGAUGAAUUGGUUCUCUGAGAUUCGGUCCUCCUCUACUGACGCUCUUCGACUGAAUCUGGAUCAAAAUCUUUGGAAGCUUAUUUCUCUGGAACGAGUAGGUGAAAGCGUAUGGAUUUUUGACAAACAACUCGACACAAAUGAUGAUGAUGAUGAUGAUGACCGUGAUGUGGGAAAUGAAAUCGACGUUACAACAAGCAAUAUCAACAGUACGACAACCAACAAAAUCAAAUCCACUAACCGUUGUAUACGAUAUACAGCCAAGGUACAUUUACCGGAGUCAAUAAUAGAAAAACCCACCCUUCAGUUACAACCUCCUCGACUGCAACCAUCCAAUCGGUUCUUUAGAAAAUAUGGUUAUGAACGCUUUCUGGAGUUACGACUUUCCAAGUUUCGAUCUCGUGAUUCGCUACGACUCCAAUCAACAUUUUUUCUUCAACCUUUCUUACUCAUGGGACGUACAUAUCGAUUUUUAUUUCUCAAGGAUGAUCGUAUGGUGAUGUUUGCUACCGAAGGCCCUGGAUUGACCUCAAUAACGGUACGUGAAGUGAUUGAUUGGCACAUUCCAAUUAUCGACAACUGGGGAUUGACAACUUGCAAAUUCGCUAGCCGCAUGACACUUGCCUACAGCAAUAGUAUACCAACACUGUCCUUUGAUCCUAGUCAAGUACGAUUUAUCGAUGAUAUUUAUGCAGAUAACAAGAUCAAGGAUGACGAAACAUGUAUGACUGAUGGAUGUGGUCUCAUCUCCCCCUCAGCGAUGCGUAAAAUCAUGGGCUCACAACAACACGACAUUCUACCUUGUGCUGUUCAAGGACGUAUUGCUGGCGCCAAAGGCAUUUGGAUUGUACCUCCCAAUUUGGAUAUGAAUAGUGGCGAUUGGAUUGAAAUUCGUGCUUCUCAAAACAAGUUCAAGACUGGUCUUCCUGGUGUAGAUCUGAAGACAGAUCCUCUACAUUUCACCUUUGAUUUGGUCAAAAAUGCUUUUUGCGUUUAUCCAUCCUAUCUCAACACUCAAUUUAUUCAGUGCCUCUCUGCUGGUGGUGUUCCCUCUAGUGUCUUUGUGGAUAUUCUUCAAGAACAUAUUAGCAAUCUAACGAACAUACUUACGAACAAUCGGAAUCUUCGACUUUUACGGGACUGGGUUGUCAGAACGGGUGGUUUGAUGUAUAUUCGCCGUGAACUGGAUGGUUCUGGAUAUGGAUUAUGGCAACGACAAAAACAAUCAACUGUAUUGGAAGAUGAUCUAGACGGCGAUGAUAACAACGAUGUCGACACAACAGCACCACCAUCACCAUCAUCCUCUUCUUCUUCUUCUACUUUUACAUCUACACCAUCAAGUGCAUUAAAAUUCAAUCGAUAUUCUGGGUUACCUUCCAAUAUAUAUGAAAUCAUUGUUCGUUUACUGGAUGCUGGAUUUGAUCUUACGAAUGCUUUUUUGGCUAACAAGGUGACAACAAUUCUUCGUGCACUAAUGCAAAACAUGGCAACAAAAUAUCGUGUGGAAGUUCAACAAUCUUGUACGCUGAUGUGUGUUCCUGAUCCUACUGGUACUUUGAAACCAAAUGAAGUCUUCCUUCAAUUAUCCAAUAGAAAAAUCGAUGAAACGACUGGGGUUCAUGCUGGUCUGAUUGUGGGUGAUAUCUUGGUGACAAGAAAUCCGUGUGGUCUAAAAAGUGAUGUCCAAAAGGUUACUGCAGUUGAUUCGUCAGCACUUCGAGUCUAUUCUGAUGUGGUUGUCUUUUCCGUUCAAGGUGAUCGUUCUUUGGCUAGUAAACUUGGUGGUGGGGAUUACGAUGGUGAUUUAAUCUUUUGUUGUUGGGAUCAACGUUUAGUGGAACCUUUUAAUGCUUGUCCUGUACCCGAUACUUCUGAACGUGUCAAAGUGGCAUUUGAAAAAAAUACUAGCAAGAUCCGUGAUGAACUGCGUCAUAUCCGAGACUUGGAUGAACAAGGUGCUAAACUCCAACAAUUAUUUCUCUCUGUGCCUGUUUAUGAUGGAACACUUGGGGUAUAUGAAAACUGGCGAACUGUUCUAUCAGAAUUAGAUUCAUUCGAUACACCUGAUGCCAUUUACCUUGCGCAGAUGUGUGCUUUACUAGUAGAUAGUCCAAAACAAGGUCUAACCAUCAAAUCCUGGGUACGAAAAGAAGAUUACAUCAAGUACUCGCCAUAUCCUUCUCCUGCCUGGUUUCUGGACAAGCUCAAGAAACUAAAAACAACCGAUGACAAUCGUUCUAUUAAUCUAGUGGAUCGGCCUCCUACAACGACUAUGGAUCAUCUACAUAUCACUAUCUCCAAAGAAAUCGAAAAAAUGGUACAAUAUACUUAUUCCAUCAUUCCUGAAGAAUUGGUGACACGAAAGGAUCCUGAUCUAAUAGCGCCUUGGGAAAAAGCAUUGGAAACAGCAAUCAAACUGGAUGACAAAAUCAUGCAAACAGAUUUGGAAACAAUACGACAAACAGUGGAUGACAGUUUCAACAGAUAUCAAAAAGAUGUCAAGUCUGUGGUUACAUUUCUUGAACAAAGAUCACAACGGUCAUCUCACCAAAAACAACAGGAGAUACCAUCCUCCCCCUCAACGGCACUUGGUGAUCAUCUCAACAAAUUUAAUUGUCUAUCUGAUGUAGAAGAAUAUCAUGCACAACAAUUCCAAGCUGCGAUUUCCUUGACCUCGCCUGUAUUUCAAAUGGAUCUUUUGGCUAACGAUGGACGCCUGGUGCAAACCCUCAAAGCAAGCUGUGCCUAUCUUCGGUCAAUACAACAUUCAAAAUAUAGCAAGUACUGUUAUGUGGUGGCCUAUGACAUAUUGACCCGAAUCAAAGCCGAUGCUAUCGCCAAACAAACCAAACUCAAUGGAUUGGCUGUAUCUGUCAUCCCUUCUACUUAUACCGCUUUGACCUUGGAAAAACGCUGGAUACGGAAGGAAAAGGAAUUACAACAACAAGGUACCUCUUCUUGA
Molecule: messenger RNA, 3845 nt
Organism: Halteromyces radiatus
Lineage: Eukaryota; Fungi; Mucoromycota; Mucoromycetes; Mucorales; Cunninghamellaceae
Product: RNA dependent RNA polymerase-domain-containing protein
Exons: 3
Coding region: 33-3845 (1270 amino acids)
Biological process (GO): siRNA processing
Cellular component (GO): nuclear RNA-directed RNA polymerase complex
Molecular function (GO): RNA-directed RNA polymerase activity
Source: RefSeq, a predicted model, not a curated record